Molecule: messenger RNA, 597 nt
Organism: Knipowitschia caucasica
Lineage: Eukaryota; Metazoa; Chordata; Actinopteri; Gobiiformes; Gobiidae
Source: the annotation of a GenBank genome assembly
AUGUUCCAUCCCACUUCUCUGGAGCCAAUAAAUAAAUCCGAAAUCUACCGUGCGCUAAAAAGCCGCGAUGCUAGCUGCGUGUCACGUCCGCCCCGAAUUCAGGCCGCGAUCCGCCCCCGGGCUCACCAGAUGUCCCGUGAAGCCCGCCGACGACAACAGCAGCGAAAAAGACAAGACGCAAUCCAGGCCCACGCCACCGGACUGCGCUCGCUCGCCCUUCAGGACCCCUGUCAAUCAAGCAAACAACGGAUGAUCCCGCCCACAUCAGGAAGCUCGGUCCGCCCCCGCCACUUCCAGGACUUUUGGCAGACAGUCACUAUAGCUCUACUCCUCGGUAACCUCUGCUUGGGAGAAAACAAGAAAGACUUCCAGGCUGCCUCCGUUCCCACUAUAGUCGACAAGCCAACUGAUUCUUCUUGUCACCCCGGGAAAACAUCCAGGGCAAAGGCCUGGCUCCACUGCAUCCGCGGACUCUUUGGUUUAGGGGUUGGGGGGGGGGGGGGGGGGGGGGGGGGGGGGGGGGGGGGGUUAUUCCAACUUUUGCAGGAGUUCCAGGAGCUUGUCAAGGCGAUGGGAGAACUUUCAGAAGUGCUGUAA